AUGUCGUUCGCGGGAUCGUUGAUCAUAUCUGCUAUCAGUGGCGUAAUCUACAAGUAUGGAGGGCAGGAGUUCCAGGCGAUCGAGGAAGUGCCCAUGGGCCUCCGGGAGCUCACAGUGGGGUUCGUGCAGGACCGGAUCUUGCUCAUCACGAGUAGAGCGACAAACAUCGCGACCAACGCGACGCCGGACUUCUUCAGGGACCAGGCGUAUCGAUACCCGGUGCGCGCGCUCAUCCGAAGCUGCACGACGCGGCGAUAUUUCGUGGUGAAUAUCAGCAUAUUUGUGUUCUACUCGGCGAUAUACGUUGUGAUUACGGUGAUCUACUUCCUCACGAUCUUCCCGGUUUAUCUGGGUCUCUCAGUGAUUCUCGGGCCGGCGGGUAUCGUGAUGGCGUGGUUGCACAUGUUGCUCCACACCAACAACCUUGCGAUGAUGGUGCUCCGGAUGUCGCAGGUGUCGCGGUACACGUUGAAGAACGCGUUGAAGGUGAACGGGAACAUCGAGUUGUUGGAGAACCCGCCCGUACCGGUGAAGCUUUUCUACCCCCUAGAUACGCCGUACUUCUGGAUGAACCACUUUCCGUGGAAGAUGCUCGAGUACAUGGGCGGCGCGUUCACCAUGGUGGUGUUGUUGUUGGUUUCUGCGAUCCCUGUGUUCGGCCCGGUGUUUUUCAACAUCCUCAUCUCGCCGUUCGUCACCAGACUUUACUUGGCCAAGUACUUGCGCCUACGUGGCUUCAACAAUAUCCAGCGUGAAGAGCGCUUCUAUGACAACUUUGGCCAGUACGUUGCAUUUGGGCUUGUUGCGACCUGCCUAGAGAUCCCACCAUUUUUAUCCGGUAUCACGUAUGCCACCAACAACAUAGCCGUUGCCUUGUGGGACCCUGAAAAGGAGCCAUCGUUCUUGUCCGCCGAGGACGACGACGACGACGAGACCGACGACGACGACGACGACGACGACGAAGACGACGACGACGACGACGAAGACGACGAAGACGACGACGAUGAUGAGGACGACGAUGAUGAGGACGACGACGACGAAGACGACGAAGACGAUGACGAAGCCGUGUCUGAUUCCUCUUCCAGUAGUGAUGAUUCACCUUCGGAGAAGGAAGAGCUUUCUCCGUGA
Messenger RNA from Eremothecium gossypii ATCC 10895, 1128 nucleotides. Its product is annotated as ADR122Cp. The coding region runs from base 1 to 1128 and encodes 375 amino acids. Lineage: Eukaryota; Fungi; Ascomycota; Saccharomycetes; Saccharomycetales; Saccharomycetaceae. The record is from RefSeq and is marked provisional. Gene Ontology annotation, cellular component: ascospore wall; prospore membrane; lipid droplet. The transcript has a single exon.